Messenger RNA from Wasmannia auropunctata (little fire ant), 11686 nucleotides. RefSeq names its product tyrosine-protein phosphatase 10D (gene Ptp10D). The transcript is spliced from 20 exons. The record is from RefSeq and is a predicted model, not a curated record. Bases 2804 to 7489 code for a protein of 1561 amino acids. Lineage: Eukaryota; Metazoa; Arthropoda; Insecta; Hymenoptera; Formicidae. Gene Ontology annotation, molecular function: protein tyrosine phosphatase activity; protein binding. Gene Ontology annotation, biological process: protein dephosphorylation.
AGAGCGAGGAAGACGGACGAAGCGGAUAGGAGAGAGAGCCAGAAUCGGAAUGGAAAGACAGCCAGGUUGCCCGACGGGGUGGUAGGAGUGAGAGGCGAAGCCGAAGAGCGGCUUAGCCUGGCGCUGCCGCGGUCGUAGCCACGAGUGGAGUGUUGAGAGAGCAAGCGAGGUCCCGUUGGCCCUGGUGGUCGGCCCGCACCGGGUGAGGCGUCAUGAAAGCGCGCCAGUCGACCGUGCGCACCUACAGCCGUACGAGAGCACGCUAAACGCUUCGUUUGCUGUCCAUUUUCCCGGUCCUUCCUCGCUGUCGCGCCUCCGUCCGUUUUCGGAGCACACGACACGUUGACACGCGGCGACCGGCGCGUUGGCGGAUCUCCUAGGACGUUACCCGGGCCGCGUUCAUCGGGAUCGCAAGAUGACAGAGGCGGCAAGCGGACGUCCAGCUGGAUCGACGACUCCGCCGACGUACGAGAUCGCGCGUUUAAGGGAUGUUGCUCUCUUUCUCGUUGAGGACUCGUGAUUGGGGCGGGCGAAAGAGCGCGGUCAGUGGCCUGAUUUCUUAUUGACACCUUGGAGCGGUGAUCUCGGAUAAGAAAGACUCUCUUGUGCUUUUAAUUGGAAAGUUGGUGUUGUUUUAAAUCGGUGUUUCUUUUGAAAUCCGGGCUUUUCGUUCUCCUUUAUGAUGACGCGCGUGUAGCUCCUUCCCCGGUGGCUUAAUGAGGGUCUAGGGAGCGGCAAAGACAAUGGCUUCGGAGUAAUGCUCAGGUGUGUGCUCCUUUGUUAACCAAGACGGAGCGUUUGUAUUCCUAAUCACUUAGAAUAUUCUGUUUCUCAUGGUUUUCGUCCCGAUGUACGGUUCAGGGGCAGCUGCGUGUCGUUAACUGUGACGUUUCGCGCGGUGGUUAAGUUCUCACGCGCGAUAUCUUGCACGUGAACUGCGAUAGAGUAACGGAAGGAAGUCUCUUCGGUAAGUGGACGCAUGAAACCGCAGAACGACUUAAUCUACUCGUAAUCCAGCCAUAUAACUCAUAUUCCGUAUAAAGUUUCCGUGUUGUGUUCCGUCGUGCAGUUGUACUUGUAUUUCAUCAGCGACAUCGGAUGAAGCGGAGAUAGAUUUGAAGAUAGAAGGGAUUUAUAUAUUGGCUAGACAUAUACAUAUAUACAAGCGCUUUAUAUUAAAAAAUCGAAAUUGAGAUUUUUAAAAUUUUGUGAAACAAAUUUUCAUCGCGUCGAACAACAUAAUUGAAUAUCAAUGCAAUAAAAAACUAAAUCAAGGUAUAUUGUAGUGAUAAAUGCAAGGAAAAAUCGAUCGAACAGACCUCUCUCUCUUUGUGGAGGCAAAAUCACGCGUUUCCGAUCACCGAGCAAUUUCUCGACUAUUUUCCAUGUUUUGUGAAGCUUGCUUCGUUACCUCAUUGUUGUCACGUUGACCGCGUCGAAGGGUGCCACCCCUAGUUCGUUAUUUCGUUCCACACUUUGGAGCACUCAAAUUGCAAAGUAACGAAGGGAGGAAACUAAUCCAGUCCAGUAGCGAUAUCGCAUUUUCGAUGAAUAGAACAGAUACGAUGAGAGAAGUGUAUUUAAAAGAAGUACUAUAAAACAGAAGUAAUAACAGCACAAUACACUUUCUUUGCGAGAAAGCGAAGUAAUUUUAUGAGCAUCUUCGGUUCAUUGCUACGUUAACGUGUUAUGUGAUUUCUUUACGUCAUACACUUCAAGAAUAACGUCGAGGUGAAAACAAAGGUGCCUGAUGAGCGAAGGAACCGGUAUUCUAUUUAAGAACAACAUGAAGAAAGGCAGAACAAAAAGAUACGAUACGCGCGGGAGAUGAAGUAGAGACACGCCUAUUAUACUUUCUUUGUUAGCACAGUCACCUAUGUACGUACCGGUCGCUGACAUACAUUUUCAACGUUCAAAUAGAGAAGUUCAGACGUCAAAGUGUAAAGAGCAGUUAUAACAAAAGUAUAAUAAAUGAAAAUUAUAUUAGAUGUCUGUAUCAAUUAAGCUUCCGUUUUCUAAUAUAAUUUUUACAUAAAGGAAACGUUGCGCAAUAGACAAAUUUGACGACAAGAAGCAUUCCACUGUUAGAUACAUUUAAGGAAAGAAUUGAAUCGAACUCCUUCAAUCCAGCACGAAGACUGUGCGAUUUGUCGAAACGGAAUUUAAUAGGAAACAAACAUUAAGAUACGGGGAAACGAUCCAUUGAAUUUUUUCCUAUUCUGGGAAAAUUUACAUAACUCUGGUUGCACCUGACGCAGCGGAUGCGCCAGGUCCAAGUGGGGGAGCCGGUGAGCUAAGAGCAACGAGGUGCGAGAGCCGCGCACUACCAGAGUCAUCGUUUCCUGGUGUUUUGAAUCUGCGAUAACGCAUAGCCUCCAGUCCAGCAGAAGGCUCGGCGACACGCGGUUCGCCGUUUGAUAUGGCAGCAGCCGACGUUUCUGCUACCGCGAUCCCUCGGCUCCUCCGCCAUCGUCGCCGUCACUAUCUCCGAUACCGGCGUAGCUGUCAAACAACCGAACAGGUGUUACCGCGAGGCGACCGGAGUGGGACACGCGAUUUCUUGUGAUACCGCACGCACACGGCGCACGGCGACUCGAAGAAAUAAGUCCCAGUGCCGUCGAUCGAUCGAUGUGACACGCACAUUCCUCGCGCAUUCCUCGUUACUUAAACUGGACGCCGAAGGUGUCUUCGUGGGUGUCAUUCCGUGAGGUGUCAGUGCCUGGGGGGUGAGGGGUGGACCAAGAGAGAGAUUGCUCCGAGAACAGGGAGGUUUCGACGUUGGUGGAUUUUGUACUCAUCGAGGAUGACGGACUGUAAGGUCUUCCGUCCGCAGCCGGUAUCCAAAUUCAGCGGCAUCCUUCUGCUGCUGCUGAUUCUUUUAGCCGAGGUCACGUACUCGGCCGAUCUCGCGAUCGAGAUACCGGGUAAUCUGAGCCAGGGUGGUUCCUGGUACCGUUUGGAUUACAGCCCACCCGUUGGCUCUCCACCGCCAAACACCACCAUAGCCGCCACCGACAUAGGUGAUGUCAUAAAGUUCAGGGACGGCCUACCUGGCACGAGAUACGAGUACUGGCUGUACUACAGCAACAGCACUCUUCACGAUUGGUUGACGUGGACUGCGUCAAUUACGACACCACCCGAUCCUCCGUCAAACUUGACGGUGUCGGUACGAAAUGGGAAGACCGCGAUCGUAUAUUGGUCGCCUCCGGCCCAGGGGAAUUAUUCCGGUUUCCGGUUGCGGACGCAGAGCUUCAGCGAUACCGGAAAUCCCAAGACCACCGUCAUCCCCGUUGACUCGGUGCCCUACACACUACGUGAUCUCACGCCUGGUGCGACGUACUCGCUUCAACUCUUCACCGUAUUGGACGCCAAAGAAAGCGUCGCUUAUACCAGCAGGAAUUUUACGACAAAGCCAAACAUCCCGGGAAAGUUCAUCGUCUGGUUCAGGAACGAGACGACGCUGCUGGUACUAUGGCAACCGCCUUAUCCGGCCGGAAUAUACACACACUACAAAAUUAGCAUAGACCCAUCUGACGCGAUAGAGUCCGUUCUCUAUGUGGAGAAGGAAGGCGAGCCACCUGGACCUGCACAGGCAGCUUUCAAAGGACUUGUUCCAGGUAGAGCGUACAACAUUUCCGUACAGACCGUUUCCGAAGAUGAAACGUCCGCGCCCACAACAGCACAGUAUCGUACGGUACCGUUGCGUCCGCUCAACGUGACCUUCGACAAAACCUCUGUAACAUCGACUUCCUUUCGCAUGUUUUGGAAUCCUCCCAACGGAACAUCCGAAUUCGACAAGUAUCAAAUAUCGCUCGGUAGUAACAGGAGGCUUGCGCCAGUCACGCGAAACCGGGACGACGAGAACAGAUGGGAGUUCAAGGACUUGGAGCCUGGCAAAACAUAUCAAGUGGUAGUGAAGACGGUUUCUGGCAAAGUCACCAGCUGGCCGGCCAGUGGAGACGUCACUCUGAAGCCGCUGCCUGUUCACGAUCUCAGAGCGGUGAUCGACGAGAAAACUGGUAUGGUAGAAGUCUCGUGGAGUCCAGAGAAUUCCAGUACGCAGGAUAGUUACAAGCUACAAUAUCAUGAAGUGGAAACAACGAUCGGUGGUGAUAGUAAUACUUUGACGACUGAUAAAACAAAGGUCACGCUGGAAGCUCUGCUACCCGGAAGAAAUUAUUCCAUAAUCGUUCAAGCGAUUAGCAAUAAAGUCGAGUCGAACGAAACCGUCCUGUACCAAGCGACACGUCCAGCUAGUCCUGUAAUCGAAGAUCUGAAACCUAUUGAGAAAGGUUUAAAUAUUUCCUGGAAGAGCGAUGUCAAUUCUAAACAGGAGAAAUUCGAAGUGACCCACAACAGAAAUGACACUGGAGAAAGUGCAACCACUCUGACUACGGAAUCGCAUAUCGUUUUGGAAGAUCUGUAUCCUGGUGCGGCAUAUGAGGUCAAGGUCUUUGCUAUUAGUCAUGGACUUCGGAGCGAACCGCACGACUACUUGCAAGCCGUUCUGCCUCAUCCACCGAAGAAUCUCAGUAUCGAAAAAGUCACGAGCAACACCGUUGUCGUGCAUUGGGAAGCGCCGACGGACUCGAUAUUCACCGAGUACUCCAUCAGAUAUCGUACGGAAGACGAUCCAAGGUGGGUCAAACUUCCCAGCGUUCGUGACACGGAAGCGGAAGUGGCGGAUAUGACGCCCGGCGAGAGAUAUACCAUACAAGUGAACACCGUCAGUUACGGCGUCGAGAGUUUGUAUCCGUUGCAAGUGAAUCACACAGUCAGGCCUAAUCCAGUUCUAAAUAUCACCCCGAUUAUCGACUCCACCAAUGUAACUCUCGAGUGGCCGCGUCCCGAGGGUCGUAUCGAGACCUACGUUAUAAGAUGGUGGCCGGUGGAGAACCCAGAAGACUCCAGGACGAAAAACGUCAGUGAGACCAACGACGUACCCGACGUCAGUUUCGAAGAGAACUCUGUGCAAACCGAGAAGAUCCUCGUGAGCGACCUGAUGCCCGGAGUGCAGUACUUCUUCGUCGUCUACACGAUCUCGUAUGAUCUAGUCAGCGACAUCACCAAUUUAACUACAAGAACGAUGCCACUGAUCCAGUCCGAAGUCGUCGUAGUGGUCGACCGGGACCAACCAGGAUCGUUGACGUUAAGAUAUACGCCGACGCCGAUUCUAUCCUCGAGGUUCAAUCUCUACCGGUUCAGGAUUAGCGAUGAGAAUAACACCACGAAGGAGCGUAUGGUGGAUGACGUUGACACCAAGGUUUCAUUUGUUGGAUUAACACCCGGCAAACUGUACAAUGUGACUGUUUGGACAGUAAGCGAUAAUGUCGAGAGCAGACCUCUCCUCCGGCAAGACCGACUCUAUCCUGAACCGAUCACUGCGAUUCACGCGCUCGACGUAAAUGAUACGAGGAUCACUUUGACCUGGGACAUCCCGCACGGAGAGUACGAUACUUUUGAAGUACAGUACAUAAAUACGGAAGGGAACUACAUCCAAAAUAUAACCUCGGUCAACGUGAUCACCAUCUAUGAUCUGAAGCCGCAUAGAAAUUAUACGUUUACAUUGGUUGUACGUUCGGGCACAGAAUCCUCUUACUUGAGAGUCUCGAAUCCGCUCAGCGCCAGCUUUACCACCAGCGAGUCGUAUCCAGGAAAGGUGGAGAGGUUCCACCCUAUCGACAUUCAACCGAGCGACAUCAGCUUCGUGUGGUCUCUGCCGAGCCAGGAGCAAAAUGGCAUCAUUAGAAAAUUUACUAUCACUUACGGUUUAGAAGGCUCGACCCACACCCAGAUGCAGGACUUCAGGCCGAACGAGUUCCGUGGCGUCAUCAAAUCUCUCAUACCGGGCAAGUCUUACAUCUUCCGGAUUCAAGCGGAAACGAAGAUCGGCUUUGGUCCUGAGGCAAUGUGGAAGCAAAAGAUGCCGAUAUUGGCGCCGCCGAAGCCGUCCACGCAAGUGGUACCGACCGAAGUCUGUAGAAGCAGCACGACAAUUCAAAUCAGAUUCAGGAAAAACUACUUCAGCGAGCAGAACGGCGCGGUCACGUCGUACAGCGUCAUUGUUGCUGAAGACGACAGUAAGAACGCUUCUGGAUUGGAGAUGCCCAGUUGGAGGGACGUCCAGGCUUACAGCAUUUGGCCACCCUAUCAGGUAAUGGAGCCGUAUUACCCUUUCAAAAAUGGAUCCGUGGAGGACUUUACGAUCGGCUCCGAGAACUGCGACAACAAAAUUGGAUACUGUAACGGACCGUUGAAGUCAGGAUCUACUUAUCGGGUGAAAGUGCGCGCGUUUACAGCGCCGGACAAAUUUACGGACACCAGCUACAGCUUCCCCAUUCAAACAGGAUUGCUGCUGGCAGAUAAGGACAACACGGCCAUCAUAGUCGGUGUCACCGUCGCCAUAGCGUUGCUGCUGUUUCUAUUGGGCAUCGGGCUGUUUAUGCGAAGGAGAAGAAGUCAGGGUCGCAAGACAACGGAAACCAGGGCAACCGAUAAUUUAUCAUUGCCGGACAGCGUCAUUGAGACCAGUCGGCCCAUCAAAGUCGAAGAUUUUGCCGAGCAUUAUCGCACUAUGUCGGCGGAUUCCGAUUUCCGGUUCUCGGAAGAAUUCGAAGAAUUGAAGCACGUCGGACGAGAUCAACCGUGCACUGCGGCAGAUUUGCCUUGUAAUAGGCCGAAGAAUCGCUUCACGAAUAUUCUACCGUACGAUCACAGUAGAUUCAAGCUUCAACCAGUCGAUGAUGAGGAGGGCUCCGAUUAUAUCAACGCCAAUUACGUUCCGGGUCACAACUCGCCACGAGAGUUUAUCGUGACUCAAGGACCGUUGCAUUCGACUCGCGAUGAUUUCUGGCGAAUGGUAUGGGAAAGCAACAGCAGGGCAAUCGUAAUGUUAACGAGAUGCAUCGAGAAGGGCAGAGAAAAGUGCGAUCAUUAUUGGCCGAUGGACACAUUGCCGGUUUAUUACGGAGAUAUCUGUGUCACGAUACUCAACGAGACGCAUUACCCGGAUUGGAGUAUCACGGAAUUCAUGUUGUGCAGAGGCGAUGUGAAGAGAGUGAUACAACAUUUCCAUUUCACUACAUGGCCGGAUUUCGGCGUUCCCAGUCCACCGCAAACCUUGGCGAGGUUCGUGCGAGCGUUCAGGGAACGCGUCAGGCCCGAUCAGAGGCCCAUAGUCGUUCAUUGCAGCGCUGGCGUAGGUCGUAGUGGCACCUUCAUCACCUUAGACAGAAUACUGCAGCAAAUUCUCGUGUCGAAAUACGUGGAUAUCUUCGGGAUCGUCUGGGCGAUGAGGAAGGAGCGGGUCUGGAUGGUCCAGACGGAGCAGCAAUAUAUCUGCAUCCAUCAGUGUCUCUUGGCCGUUCUGGAGGGACAGGAUACUACUGGACCACCGCGAGAGAUUCAUGACAAUCAGGGAUUCGAAGGCAAAAAUCGAAGCUCGGUCGAAAGCACUAAGAGUCCUGCCGAGGCUGAGAAGGAGAGGUGACCUUCGAAUGACAGCGACUCCUGCAUCGAGGAUGACGAAGGAAUAGCCGAGUCAGGGAUGUGAUGGUUCGACUGCUGGUUAGGAGUAAUGAUCAAUAGCAACAAGAGCGAAUCUCGUUAUCCAAAGGUGCUUGAAUCCCCAGAAUUUUUCAAGUUUCCUUGGAAAAGAAAAACAUAAAGGAAUGACAGUCUAAAUCGGAUAAAGACAAAAGCAAACAGCGCAAGAUUAAUUAUCUAGAAAUUAAUUAGGUCGCGUGCGAGGGGAUAAUCAAUGGAAGAAAUCUCCUGGAAGAAGCAUUUUACGUUAUGCAAUGAGCGAGCACGCAUUUUUAUUUCUUUAUCAGCCACAUAUCGAAGUUGAGCGUGUUCAAUCCGUGAUACGCGUGGAAUAAUUUCACGACUAAGAUAAUUAUGUCAGAAAAGUAUAAAAAGGAUGCCGUAAAAGGGUAAAUGACAGAGGGGGAGACGCGAGAAGACGGUGUGAAACCGAAUAUGCUGCCAAGUGUGGGAUUACAAAUCAAAUGCAUGCGCGACGCUUUAUGCUUACGCGUUGCGCAACGGUCGGAGAGAUUACGUCUUUAUUAAUAUAUAACUCAUGUAUACAUAUCUAUAUAAGUAACAGGAAGCUGAUAAGGCGCGCGAUGUUGAUAGAUGUAAGUCGUAUACUGUAACGAGUGCAGAGAUGCAUAUUCCACUGGUUGUGUCACGAUGGGGGCCUCGGACCACAUCGCAUCCGCAAUGAGUCUAUUGAACGUCUUUGUUAAGUCGCAAUAUGUGAGAUGUAGGUACACACGAGCAUUUUUAGAUCGAUUUUUGCGGAUCGUGCAGAUUGCACAUUGCGAACUGGCGUCUUGGUUCCUCUCCCGAUGCAAAACAUUCUUCUGAGAUUACCACCAAUAACACUUUGUUCAUACUUCGCGUUCCACUCGAACGGGUACGCGUGAAAGAUUAUCCUACGUUGUCUUAUUAUCUUUUUUUUUCCCCCCGAAUUAUAACGUAGUGCGCGGCUGGAUGAAAUCUUAAAGGCGAUCCGUUGCAAAAAGCGAGACGCAAAGACGAUCACGCUGGUUGAGUUAUCGUUCGGAAUGGCAAAAACCGUCCGUCCAAGAGCCAUAUGAGAGAUACGCGUGCGCCAGACGAUGGUUUGAUAAGUAAUAGUGUUAAUAUUAAAGCGAAUUAUCUAAGGGGGAAAGAGAAUCGGAAGGACGAGCGGGUGUGGGUGUGCGGUGCUUUGAAUCGAUCCUUCUUUUUUGAGAUGAGCGAAACGAUAUCAGUGGGAACAAGAAACUCGCAUUUUCGUAGAAGCCAUAUCAUUUUUUGGAAGGAGUCAGAGUUACGUGUGUAUAUGUGCGUAUGCGUGUGGAUGUGUGCGCGUGUGUAUGUAAGCAAUCAAUCGAAUAGUCGAUUGAAGCUAUGUAUUAACCCCUCUUAUCAUCGCGAAUCGCCGUUGAAAAGCAAUAGAACUUCAUAAAUAUUAGAUAACCGUCACAUACCGCGCGAUAAUCCCCGACAGUUCCAGAGAUAGCUUCAGAUAGAUAGGCCUUAAUUUUUGCAAUGUAGUUGACCCUCAACGGUGAUCGUUCGCAGGACAUGUAGAAAAAUCGAAUGAUCAUUUCCAGUAUUUAAUGUCGCUUUUGCGGCGAUAUACAAAAUACAUGUACUUAAUUUUAUAUUCUCGAUAAAGGCGUGGCAAAACGUAAUCGAUUGCACGAUGUAGGUAAACUAAUUAAUUUAGUUAUUUCGCAAUCAGGGUUUAGCUGAAUUUCCUCCGUCAAAUUUUUGAAAAAGAUGAAAUUUCUAAAGAAAAAAAAGGGAGAAAGAAUUUCGUGUUCAUCGAUGUAUUUUUGGAUGAGCAUUUUUACACCGGUCACAUUGUGAACCGCAGAUCUGUAAACGAUUGCAGGGGCUGUUAAAAAUUACAUUUUACAUGUAAGCGCUACACCCAGGAUUUAUAUUAAUCCGCUACUCGCUUAUGAAUGUCAAUGACACGUAUGUAACUAUUAAGAAAAUCAAUUAGAAUAGUCAAUAUGACAGUUACAGAUUUUAAGUUAACUUUUUUCGAAAGAUAGUGCGACUUUUUCUAUUUAUAAAUCAUUUAAGGCGGAUUAAUAAAAAUUCUGAUUCAUCGAAAUUAUCUGUAUGAUAAUCUUAUGUAACUGUAUGUAUGCACGUUGAUAGUAAUUGUGCUGUUGAUAUGCUACUGCAGAGCGCUAUCGAUGUCAGAUUAUUCGCGAAAGACGCGAAGAAAGCAAUACCGAAUUCUAGCAAUUCCGCUGACUUCACUUCAUGUCGCUUAUACUAUUGCUUACAUCUGAAAAAUGUAGACAAAGAACGCAUUGAAGUGCAAUUGUUAAAACAAUUCGACGGUCGAUUAUUCUACUUAAUAGUUAAUACUCAGACAAGAGUUUCUAGAAAGGCAAUUUUUUUAUUGUGUUUUUGUGCAAUAUGGAUAUUAGUUUUGUGUUUCCGCGGAUUGUAAAUUUAUAUAUUGAUAUCUGUGUUGCAGUUUCUCACAUUUUUAUAUAUUUACUUUAAGAUCUGACCUAUUGGAAGGUUGUAUUUUACUUUAUGUUUCUAACCGUAACACAUAAUAUUGACGUUAUUGAAUAUGUGAAGUAUUAUGAACGAUUUCAUAUCAUGUACAUUUCCUCAACGCUAUGAUAUAGCGAUUCCUAGUUAAAUAGAACAUUAUUUAUAAUUAGAUCUUUAUAUUAUAUUAAACUGAGCUCAAAUAUUUUCUAUUUUGUUAUCGUUGUCAAUUAUUUUUUUUUUAAAUUUUUAAAUUAUAGACUACGAUUUAAAGAUCUAUUGUAUGACUUUAAAUUAAAAAUUACGAUUAUCUAUCUAUAACUGACGUUGAAAAUUUCUUCGCGUAAAAAAAUUUUAUUAGACUAGAGAGUUAUUAUUUGCAAUAACGUCACGAAUAUUAAAACAUUUUUUUAUUUUUCAUAUCAUUAAACUUAACUGAUCUAAAAUUUUUUUCACAAUGAUGUACUCGGACAUUAUUUGCGUAGUAUAAGAAAGAAGUUUCCUUUAAAAAAUAUAGGGACAGAUUGUUAAUUAUAAACAAGGAAAUAACAUUAUAUCUCAUAUUUAGAUGCGCAGACAAAUCUGCAUGUGAGUAACAUACAAAGAAAUCAGCAAUUUUGUGCAAUCGCUGUUCUUUCAUAAUUAAAUAUCAUAGGAUUUGUUAGAUUUUAAUCUAGAGACGAGAUUGAGAACAUACAUUGAAUUCUAAUCCAUCAGAUUUACAAAUAGCUUAGCGCUUGGACUAUUUUGCAUUAUUUUAUUCUGUGAUAAAUCAUGAUUGUUGAUCAAGGAUGAAGAACAAACGAUCCGUCAGGCACAAAUGCGCGGUAGGUCUUCCCACAAACGAAUUAAUAGUGAAGUCAUUUUCACCGCCCGCGUUAGUAUGUACGUGCCAAUCAUUGCUGUUGAAUCGAUCAUUAACGUCGAAACUUGCGGAGCGAGAUGUUAAUGUAUACCGCGUGCCGUUUACAUCUGCAGGGCGACAUUGUAUAUAAUUUUAUAUUAAGAUCGAGUUUUUUAUGUCGGAUUUGUGUCCACGAACUCGUCGUCCUCAGAAGCGAUUCUCUGUGAAAAAGAAAAAAACGACGGCGGAUACCGUGCGAGGGGACGUUCCCCCCGGACGUAUCGAUCACGCGGAUACUUUUCGCCCGAGAACGGCGAAUUAGUGUCGCGUGGUGCUGCGUCAUCGCGACGACUCGAUCGCAAGGCGACGCGGAAUCCGAAGCGAGUACCCUACAAUUGAAGCGAGUGAAGAAAGAAACCGCUAGGAAAUCGCUGCUUCCGAUGUUUCGCCGCGAUUUUUCACGGAGGAAUCGACAGGUUUACACAAGCGCAUACUCCGCGUAGGUCUAUAAUUCUCUUUUGUAAAUACAUUUUAUACUGCGAGAGGACGGUCCGUCGCGCGGGGAGGGAAGGGGGGCGGCGGCUUCACGCGAAUAAAGAAUCUCACCAUACCCAUCUCCCUCGCAACGCGACACACGGUUCGCAAACUCACACAGUUAUUUCUGUCACGUAACACAUCGUAAUACAUAUUAGUACGUAUCUGAGAAUUUGUACAACACGUGCGCGCGAAGCACGAAGGGGCACGGGUUGUCCCGCAAUAUCAUAUUAUACAAGCAUACGAAAAAGAAGGGACACGCUUGCAUAAUAAACGUGGCUCUUCCAGUAA